This is a messenger RNA of Letharia columbiana, 360 nucleotides long. RefSeq lists its product as uncharacterized. The transcript has 4 exons. Lineage: Eukaryota; Fungi; Ascomycota; Lecanoromycetes; Lecanorales; Parmeliaceae. Bases 1 to 360 code for a protein of 119 amino acids. Gene Ontology annotation, cellular component: cytosol. The record is from RefSeq and is a predicted model, not a curated record.
AUGAUGGCUCCUCCAAAAGAUCUUGACCUCGAAACCCUCGCAACCCCCGAGAAUUGCGUAGCAGACUUCUGCCUCAUCCCUAUUGGGACCACGGUGUCAGUGUCGCAAGAAGUUGCAGAUGUUCAGCGCUUGAUGCAAAAGAGCCAUCUCAGCUAUUCGAUGCAUUCCGCAGGAACGACUGUGGAAGGUCCUUGGGAUGAUGUGAUGCGUCUCAUUGGUCAGGCGCAUUUUAUGUUGCACCAAAAAGGGAUCGUGAGGAUACAGACUGAUAUUAGGGUCGGUUCAAGGACGGAUAAGAAACAGAAGUUCAGCGAGAAGGUAACGGCCGUGAAUGAAAUUCUAGCAGCCGAUGUCAAGUGA